UUUAGAUUUUUAUUAAACAAUAUAUUGUAUAAUCAUUUUCUUAUUUAUAGAUAAGAUUAAGUCUUACGAAGAAUUUUGUGAUAUCGCAAAUGGUGCCAUGACUUUGGAAUUUAUUGCCAUUUUUAGUGCCCAUAACUGGCUGAUAUGAAUUUUAUGAUUUUUCAUUGAAUCUGAUAGUAAGAAUUCAAUAUGCGAGUUGCAGAAAUAUUUCUAAUUACAUUCUUUUUCAUUAAUCAUAAUGUAGUCGUGUGCAGCAACGUCUCAAAGUGCAAAAAAUCAGCGCAAAUUGAGGUACACAUUUGUUCUCAUACCUGCUGCCGAUGAUUUCACAACAAUCAUGAAAAUCGUGGGAAGUUCCAGAUCUGCAAUUGUGAAUCGUUCGUGGAGAGAUAAAGACAUCGUUGAAAUAACCGUUGAAUCGGAAGAUUUUGAUCAAAUUUAUCAAACAUCGAAAUCGUUGAAAGUUUACAGUUAUCAUUCGACAUAUUGCAUUCCAUCGACAACGAAAUCUCCAAUCGUCGUUUCUACAACUCCAAAAAAAAUCAACACAAAAACAACGAAUAGAACUACAAUUAUUAAUAGCAGAACACCAAAAUCUACAGUAUCAAAAAAUACGACUCCAAAAAUUGUUACAACAAAAAAUACGACACAAAAAAUUGUAACAACAAAGAAUGCGAAUCAAAAAAUUGUAACUUCAAAAAGUGUGCCUCAAAAAACUACGAAAAGUGCGACUCAAAAAGUUACUGAAAAAAGUACAUCCUUAAAAACUGCAACUCCAAAAAAUGCCACAUCUAAAGGCGUGGCUAAAAAAAUGGAAAUAUCAAAAAGUGUGACUCAAAAAAUAACUCAAAAAUCGAAGACAGUAACACAGAAAAUUAACAAAAGUGUUACACCUUCACGUCCUAGUCAAAAAGUUCAAUUAUCUAAAAAUUUAACAAAUAUCACAAAUUCAAAAAAUGGUGAUAAAAUUUCAAAAAGCUUGACUCCAACACCAACAUCGAAAGAUCUACCAAAAAAAAUUGUCAAAUUAGAAAAAAAGGACAACGAAAAACUUCAGAAUCAAUCACCUAAAAAAGAGAAGAGAAAUUCCAAACGAUCUGUAAAUGAAAAAUACAAAAACCAACGAAAAAGAACUCACAACUGUAUUCAAUAUGAAAAUUUUCCACAAAUAUGGUUGGAUUUAAAAAAUAUAAUUUGUAAUAUUUAUUCUCCAGUUUCUCGAAAAUGUAAAUACUGUAGAAAUCGUGGUUAUUUAAUUACAAGACCACCUGUCGAUGGUAAACAAAAUUAUCGUGUAACAACCACUGAAGCUGUAAUAUUCACUCCAAUUAAUCAAAUUUUCACUUACCCAACAACUUUACAAAUCAAUCAUCGUAAUUGGAACAUACAUAAAUUUUUCACUCCCAAAACAAACGAGAAUUUAGACGAUCCAUCGAGAGUUGUUUCUAAACUGAAAAUAACAAAAAAUGAUGAUUGCGAUAAAAUGAUAGAUUGUGAUGCCGAUCAAAACGAGGUGGAAUUAAUUUAUCAACAAUGGGAUUAAAUCCUCAAUGGAUUCUCAUUGUUUAACAAUUCUAUAAUGUUAUAUAAUUUUUAUUUUUGCUUGUGAUAAAAAUUAAAAAUCGUUAAACAAAAUUACGAAU
Messenger RNA from Leptopilina heterotoma, 1643 nucleotides. RefSeq lists its product as uncharacterized. The record is from RefSeq and is a predicted model, not a curated record. Lineage: Eukaryota; Metazoa; Arthropoda; Insecta; Hymenoptera; Figitidae. The transcript is spliced from 2 exons. The coding region runs from base 338 to 1543 and encodes 401 amino acids.